Molecule: messenger RNA, 5133 nt
Organism: Doryrhamphus excisus (bluestripe pipefish)
Lineage: Eukaryota; Metazoa; Chordata; Actinopteri; Syngnathiformes; Syngnathidae
Gene: fam13a
Product: family with sequence similarity 13 member A
Biological process (GO): signal transduction
Source: RefSeq, a predicted model, not a curated record
GGGAGGAGGAAGAGAAAUAAAAACAGUCAGCGAUUACAGACAUUCUUUACCGGCAUCUUUGGGUUACAAUUCUCACCCAAAUAUACUUUCAAUGGCACACUUUGAGGGGGCAAGGAGCCUCUUUGUUGGGGGAAGAGUUGACCCUGGACCAAUUUUAUAAAAAGAAGCAGGGCAAGCCGCAGCACAUUUCUUCCCCCUUCACUGGUGUGGAAGAAUGGGGGCUGGAGCUUUGACCAUCUGUCACAACAAUGCGGCGGUGCAGGUGAAGGAGGACAUGAAAAAGAUGGUCCAGAUGCCCAUGCUGAGACCCAAGUCUGUGUCGGCCAAGCACACCAAGCUGUUUGGGGCGUCCCUGUCAGAGUUGCAGGAAAACGGACUGAUGGAGGACGGUGUGCCUCUGGUGUUGAGGAGGAUGGUGGAACACCUUCGCAAGAACGCUUUGCAGCAGGAGGGUUUGUUCAGGGUGAACGGCAACGUCCGUGCAGUGGAGGCCUUGAGACAGCGUCUGGAGAGCGACGAAGAUGUGGACAUGAGUGAUUCGGACACGUGCACUGUGACCAGCUUGCUCAAAAAGUACUUAAGGGACCUGCCUCAGGCCCUGGUGGACUCUGCUGUCCAAAAGGAGCUGAUACUUCACUACCAAGAGUGUGGCGAUGACGGCUCCUCCACAGAUCUCAGGGACCUGCUGAAGCAGCUACCAGACGUCCACCACAGCUUGCUGCGUUAUCUGUGUCACUUCCUCACUCUGGUGGAGAGCAACCACGGGGAGAACCGCAUGACCGCACACAACCUAGCAACUGUGUUUGGACCCAGCAUCUUCCACGUGGCUGCAGGGUUCGAGGCCGUGAACGACCAGAAUAUCUGCAACAAGAUUCUGGUGCGGCUCAUCCAGAACUACAGCAGCGUGUUUGAGACAGAGAAAAAAAAAGAAGAAGAAACGGAGGAAUUGGCAGAUGUCAUCCUGGUCAAGGUUUUCACAAAGGCAGAAUCACAAAACCUAACCACGAGUACACGACCCAGGAAAAGGAAGGUGAGGAAAGCGACGACAAGUAACUGCGUCUCCCCCCAGCCCACCUCCCCGGCGGGCCUGCCGCCUCGGGGUGUAAGGCCUCUGCCCGUACACACGGUGUUGCCUCCGGCAUCAGAGGUCAUGGAGAAGGCUGCCCCGCCUCAGAGAGACACCCCGAUGCCUGCCUGUUGCCACGGCGACUUGGAAGUCAGGCCCUUCUCCGUUGGCAGGGAACCUCUCGGAAGCUCUCAAGAUGAGGAGAGACCGAUAUCGCCUUUCUACAUAAGUCCCCACUGCUCACCUGUGCUUCGCUCACCUGAAGUAGUAGACAUCCUGGACAGGACCAUACGUUCGACGGUGGAGCAGCAUCUCUUCGACGACCACCACGCCUCAGAGGGCGGCCAGUCGAACCCGAGGCGGAUGUCUCCGAGGUCUGCACUCACUGCCAGACAGCGGCGGCAUCAUCGCAGAGAGCAGCAAGAGGACGGCUUGAGUCACAGAGAAAGAAGCAGAGCUGACACCAACAAGGAGAACAUCCCAUCAUCAGGAGGCGGUAGGAGAAGUGCGGGGGUGGACUCCGUUGGCGGCGGUGUGGGCAUAGACUCGCAGCUCGGCCAUAGCUCUCCGGUGGUGCAAGCGCCAAAAGCCAGGAAGUGGAAGCACAACCCCACGCUGGUGCAUCUCAACCAGGACGCCCACAAAUUGAAGGCGGCCGGUGGCUUGUCAACAUCUGAUAGAACCAGGUCCGUCCACAUGGAUCCAUUUAAGAAAAGGAAUCAUGCUUCAAGAAAAGAUGACCUUCCUUCUGUCACACAGACGCUCAGGAUGAAGAUCCAGGAGUCGCCCGUCGUUUGCGACCCCAGGGUCGGCGGGGGUGGGGAAGUGCGGGCCUCCGGGCCCGAGCGGGACAAGGCGAGCUGCGAGGACGUACCCCGGCUGGACCUGACGGCGCUGAGUGAGGACAGCAGCAACUGGGGAGAACCGGUUCCGGCGUUUUCGUCCCUGCGGAGGGACAGCACCGACCGCGAGGAGGCUCGUCUGUCGCCGCACGCCGGAGGCCUGCUGAUUCGUCAGCUGCUGGAGGAAGACAGCGACCCCAUGCUGUCCCCACGCUUUUACGCCUACGGGCAGUGCCAGCAGUAUCUGGACGACACCGAAGUGCCUCCUUCGCCGCCCAACGCCCACUCCUUCAUCAGUCGCAGGAGGAGUUCCUCUCUGGGUUCCUGUGACGACGAGAAGGAGGAGCUGACCACCGCCCAGCUCACUAAGAGGAUUCACGUUCUCAAGAAGAAGAUCCACAGGUUUGAGGAGAGGUUUGAAGAGGAGCGAAAAUACAGGCCUUCCCAUAGCGACAAAGCUGGAAACUCAGAGGUGCUCCGAUGGGUCAACGAACUGGCCAGGUUGCGUAAAGAACUGAAAGAACAAAAGCUGAUGAAGUCCGAGGAGGACCUUCCACCUCUGACCCGCCAGCGCAGCAACACGCUCCCCAAGAGCUUCGGCUCACAACUGGAGAAGAAGCCUCAGCAGGAGAAGGUGCCCAAGCCCCCCGUGGAGAGCACGCUGGAAAGCAUCCUCAAGAAGCUGCAGGAGAAGCGUGAAGAGGUCAACCGCCCCGAAGACAUCAAGGACAUGACCCGGGAGCAGAUUGGAGCUGAGAAACUGGCCCUGCAGAAAGCUCUUCUCUACUACGAGAGCAUACAUGGACGACCUGUGACGAAGAGCGAGAGGCAGAUCAUGAAGCCGCUGUACGACCGAUACCGGCUGGUCAAGCAGAUUCUGUGCAGAGCCUCCACCAUCCCCGUCAUUGGCUCGCCCUCCAGCAAGCGCCGAGGCCCCCUCCUCCAGCCCAUUAUCGAGGGCGAAACCGCACUCUUCUUCGAUGACGUCAAGGAGGAAGAAGAUGGAUCCGAGGACGACAGCGACGUUGUCAAGCCGCAGUUGUCCACGAGCACCAGGCCCGAACUGAGCGUGCUCAGCUUCCUGGGUCACGUAGAAGAGGAAGUGGACGGUUUCAUUUCUCCGGUGGACGAACUCUCGACUUGCAACAACAACGCCACCACCGACAUGCGACUGUCCAACCUGCACGCUGCCACCAUGGAAGAACUGGUGGAGCAACUCCAGGAAACCCGAGAAGAAAAGAAGAGAAUCCGCAAGAACCUCAAAGAGUUUGAGGAGCAGUUCUUUCGGCAAAAUGGAAGGAACGUCCAAAAGGAGGACCGCUCGCCACUCGCUGUGGAGUACAACGAGUACAAACACAUCAAAGCCAAGCUGAGGCUGCUGGAGGUUCUCAUCAGCAAAAGAGACUCCACCAAGUUCAUCUAAAAACUUCAUUUUGAGACUUUGACCUCAAAGCAAUCCCACUAAUCACCACUCGUUUAUUUCUCUCCUUCAUUUCAAGAAGAAAACCCAGAAGUCCUGAAAUGAAGCCAUCGUGUUUAUUCCUGAGGGAUUUUCCAUACGGGUGACUUGUAUUUGUCCGACGUUCAUCUCAACCACAAACACCAAUACUUUCUAGCAAAAAAUGAUGCGCUUUCUUGGCUGUUGGAAAACCGCAAGAGUACUAAGGGAGCCACGAAAAAGUAUUUAAGGUCGUACAGUUUCAUAAAAUACAAACCAGGGGAAAAAAUGUGACAGUUUGCGACCCCUAAGUCAUUUUACGACAAAAGUAAACGUAAUCAAGAGCUCAUUUGGUUCAUUUAAAUGAAGCAAAAGGGUAGCCAAGUGGCAAAGAACAAAUUGCGCAAAUUUGAAUUUUACGUGCUAAUUUUACGUUGCACAAAUGCUGUUGCAGUUUUACAGAAACAAAGGCCAACUGUUGACAUUGUUUGUGUAUCUUUUGUACCAGAAAUAAAAAUAACAUUGCAAGGAUUUGCAAAACCAAAAUUCAGAUUGCCAGUAUUACUUUCACGCUAAAAAAAAAGACGCAUUAUUGCCAAAAUUUGUAAUUGAUAAAUUAAGUUGUAUUAUGUUUUUUUUAAUUUUUUAAAAAGAUGUAUUCAGAACAUUUUGAAAAAAAAAACGGCUAAUUUUAUGUUGCGCAAAUAGAAUUUUACAAAAAAAAAUGGCAAAUAAACGGCAAUAACUUUCCUAAGAGAAAUAAAAAGUUUUGCAAGACCAAAAUUCAUUUUGUAAAUUGUGAUAUGAUGCGGAAUAAGGCGAAAUAUUGCGAAAAUUUGCAGAUUUUAAGAGAAAAACAAAAUACGUUAUUAUGUCAUUAGUGAGACCACAAAGUUUAUGUGGCAAAUUUAUUUUUAAUUUUCCAAGAGAAAAAAUGGCAGAAUGUUGAAUUCUAUGAAUUUAAUUUUUUGAAAGUAAAUAAAGGAUGUACAUUCUUUUGAUAUUUACAAGACAAAAAUUAAAUCUUGCGGGAAUCGCGAGGUGUAAAUGUAUCUUGCACAAAUGUUACAAUUGUACCAGUCGUAAUAUUACGCUAAUUUGCGAGACUUAAAUUCUAACUUAGCAACCUAUCAAAUUCUAAAGGUUCCAUAUCUGCUGUUAUGUUGGGUGUCUUAAUGUAACAACUUUUUUCUCGUAAAAACACAAUACGUACAUAUGUAAUCGAGUUUUCCGACUUUUUUCCCUUCGCAAAAUAGCGACUCAUAAUUAUUAAUUCUGCAACUUUUGUUUUAUGAUACGCAAAAAACAACAAAAAAUGUUUACUAUUAAAAAAAAACAAAAACGUAAAAAAGCUACAUGCUUUUGAGUGGCGAGCAAAGUUGCCCAUGUGACCCUUUGGUACUCUUUUGGGAAGUAGCAGCCAAAAGCCUCAGCAUGUGUGUAUUUUAGUACCAUAGCAGAGUAUAUUUCCCGAUUUUGGUGUAUUUUCAUCAUGUCUGAGCUCCUUGCUGUGAUACUCAAAUUUGGAGUGAAACAUUAGCGAAAUCUCCCGAUGAUUUUCCUCCAAUGUUUUGCUGUAAAUAUGUAUGUUUACAUUUCUGUGAGCAACUGUAUUAUUUUCCUCUUUCUCCAAAAUGGAUGGAUGAUAUAAUCAGUGUGAAUUUCGUUUUUAUUGAAUGCAAACACUGGCGAGGCGUGGCGGACUUGGGAGUGUGUACAUUUUAGUACAUAAAUUCUAUUUGUAUUUUGUAUAUAAUAUCAAUGAAAAGAUAUUUUUACUCACUGGU